UGAUAAAAAAACGAACACAAAUGAUCAGUUUCCCAUCGGCUUCGUAUAAAAAGACUGCUCAAGCAAGCUUCUGUCAGUUAGCCGCCAACAUGAUCGUCAAGUUUGCUCUCCUCUUCGCUUGUGUUGCUUUGGCCAGCGGUAACCCCGCUGCCGGCAAGCCAUGGCACUGGAAGUCUCCCAAGCCACUUCUGACUCCCAUUGGCCCGGUGAAGUCACCCCGCAUCGUGGGUGGAGCAGAGGCCACCCCCCACACGUGGCCCCACCAGGUGGCUCUCUUCAUUGACGACAUGUACUUCUGCGGCGGCUCCCUCAUCUCCAACCAGUGGGUCCUGACCGCUGCUCACUGCAUGGACGGCGCCGCGGUUGUUGAGGUGGUCAUGGGCGCACACAACAUCCGUCUGAACGAAGAUACCCAGGUCUCCAUGACAAGCACAGACUUCACAGUCCACGAAGACUAUGGCCCCUUCUUUAUUAGGAAUGACAUUGCCGUGAUCAAACUGCCUUCUGCCGUAUCGUUUACCACUGAGAUCCAACCAGUCGCCCUGCCCAGCUCUGACAUUGCAGUUGGAACCAUUGUAACUCCCACUGGCUGGGGCAAGUCAUCGGACUCUGCCAGUGGCAUCUCGAACGUUCUCCGCGAAGUGGAUGUCCCCAUCAUGAGCAACGCGGCAUGCGAUGCUAUCUACGGCACUGUGACCGAUGGAAACAUCUGCAUUGACGCCACUGGUGGCAAGGGCACCUGCAACGGUGACUCUGGCGGCCCCCUCAACUAUGGCGGCAAGACCUACGGCAUCACGUCCUUCGGCGCGGCGGCUGGCUGCGAGGCAGGCUACCCUGACGCCUUCACCCGCGUCACCUACUUCCUGGACUGGAUCCAGACCCAUACUGGCGUCACUCCGUGAGCGGCAAGGUCAUAAUCUGACUGAGGAGAAGCCAGAUGGAAUAAAUUAUGGAGAAACUCUCUUACUAACUUUGUCCACAUAGUAAGGCUUCAAAAGAACAACUAUUCCCUGCAGUCAUCCGUGCUAAUAAAGCCAUAAACAAGCA
Molecule: messenger RNA, 1047 nt
Organism: Eriocheir sinensis (Chinese mitten crab)
Lineage: Eukaryota; Metazoa; Arthropoda; Malacostraca; Decapoda; Varunidae
Product: brachyurin-like
Exons: 7
Coding region: 21-902 (293 amino acids)
Biological process (GO): proteolysis
Molecular function (GO): serine-type endopeptidase activity
Source: RefSeq, a predicted model, not a curated record